Erythranthe guttata (spotted monkey flower) is the source of this 2535-nucleotide messenger RNA. RefSeq lists its product as uncharacterized. NCBI's taxonomy places the organism in Eukaryota, Viridiplantae, Streptophyta, Magnoliopsida, Lamiales, Phrymaceae. The record is from RefSeq and is a predicted model, not a curated record. Gene Ontology annotation, cellular component: plasma membrane.
AAGUAAUUAUUAAAAAAAUGGAAAAUAGGGUAUCACUAAUUUCCCCAUAUAAAUAUACCCCUUGAGCUCUCUCAAACCAAGCCUGCAGUUUUUAGUGGACUACUCCAAAUAUGUUCUACUAAAUUGUGUAUACACAUAUAUGAAUAUAUGAUACAUACAUCAAAACCUAUCAAUUUUCCUUCAUUCUCAUCACUACAUUUUCUCUUCCAUAUCUCCACUACACGAAAUGAGAAGCCCGGCCAGGAUCAUGUGGGCCGCGCGGCUGCACUCCGCCGUAAGAGCCGCCUUAGCAUGCGCCGUAGUAGGCGGCGCCACCCUCUAUGGGCCCACAUUCAUCACAGACCAAAUCAAAUUCCCCGCCUUCUCAUACGUAACAGUUAUUCUCAUAACAUUCGACGCCGCCACCGUACUCGGCGGCUCACUCCGCGGCUGCUGGCACGCAUUCUGUGCCACAGCUCAGGUGGUCCCGCCAGCCAUGGCCGGGCGGUGGCUCGCCGGAGAUAAGGCUGGUCUGUCCAUCUGGAUGGCGGCUCUGGCGACGGCAGCAGCCUCCUUCGUGAUCGUGUUGCCUGAGUCGACGCAUCUGACGGCUAAGAGGAUCGCUCUAGGGCAGCUUGUGUUGGCGUGCACGGAGGCUGUUAUUACAAGUGAUGAAAGCAGUAGUGGAUUUAUGCACCCUCUACAUAUUGCUGCAAGCACUGCCUUGGGCGCAUUGGCUUCCGUAUCCGCUUUGUUGCUUCCGUUUCCUCGGCUCGCCCAUUACGAGGUAGAGAAACUACGCCGAGUAUAUGCUGAAAAUGCUCGUGAGAGAAUGAAUCUAUACUUACGUGCUUUUAAAGCCAACAACAAUCGGACCAAAACAGAGCUCUUAUUACAAGCCAAGCCCUUUGCCGAAACAGGAAACAAACUUCUACAGAAUAUCACAAUCUUACAAGAAGUAGUAUGGUGGGAAAGACCUUGGAGCCAUUACGUUAUACACGACUUAAUUAGCAUCGAAGACCGAUUAAGAAGCACGGAACUGACAAUGAGAGGAAUAGAAUAUUCCCUCGUUUAUUCUCAAACAUGUACACCAGAUAAUCAAGAACAACUCUCCAGUGUAUUAGAUAGUAUUUCGUGUCAGCUUCACCACGAAAUCGAGCAUGCUAUACUUCAAACGGAAGCCGCAGCACAUGAAAAAAGAAGAGGAAGCACAUUCAUCGAAAAAAACCUCUCGUCACAACUCGCGCCUAUACAAAACAAGCAUGAAUGGCUAUGUUUCUUCUUCUCAUGCAAAGAUAUAUUGCUCAACGAUACCAACGAAAAUCGUAAACCCCAAACUCAACCUCAAAAAACAGAGUUCACCAUCACCGAAAAAAUCAAGAAUUGGAUCUUCAAACUCACCAGGAGUGACAGACUCGAAUCGGCAUUAAAGUGCUCGAUUUCUUUAGGUCUUGCAGUGGUCACCGGUUUGAUGCUAGAGAGAGAAAACGGGUGCUGGGCGAGCCUCACGUUAGCCACCGGCUUCUCCAUAGGGAAGCAGCCCUUCUUCACAACAGCAAACUCUAGAGCACAAGGGACAGCUGUCGGAUCGGUGUACGGCGUAAUAUGCUGCUUUAUAUUCCGUUACUUAGAACUACGGCUCGUAUCCCUUCUCCCAUGGAUAGUUUUCUCCGUCUUUAUAAGGCACAGCCGAAUGUACGGCCAAACGGGCGGAAUCUCAGCAGCUAUAGGGGCUUCACUAAUACUCGGGAGAAAGAAGUACGGCGCCCCGACCGAAUUUGCUAUUGCCAGAAUCACGGCAGUUUUUGUCGGACUGUUAUGUUUGCUUCUCGUUGAGCUUCUUAUGCAGCCAAACAGAGCAGCCACUCUAGCCAAGAGACAGCUGUAUCUGACAUUGGAAGCCCUAAAGAAUUCCUUAAACGAAACGGGAUCUCGCAGAGUUUCCAAAUUUUUACAAGCGAGAGAGAAAAAUCAAAGAAAACUCGAGACCCUUUUCCAAGAACUGAGGAAAUCAGUUGCGGAUGCUGACUCGGAGCCCGAUUUUUGGUGCUUGCCUUUUCAGACAACCUGCUACAAAAAGGUGGUGGCAUCUUUGUCCUGUAUAGAGAAUAUGCUGUACUUUCUCGAGCUCAAUUUAGAUUUAGUGUCGGAAACUUUAAGGCACGAGUUGAACGAGCAGGUUAAUAAUGAACUCGAACUACUCCAAGAAUCUGUAAAUUCUUUGCUGAAAUAUUUAGACAAUGCUUCUUCGAUCAAAUCGAGGGAUAUUGAGGCGGGAAAGUCGCGAAACUCGGAGAAAGUAAACGCUUUGGUCGUAGAAUAUGAAGACAAGGAAAACGAGAAACGACGACAGGGCGAAUGGGUGGUUCGAUGUAUCGGUGCUAUAGGGUUCUGCAUCGGUUCUAUAAGGAAAGAAAUAGAUAAUGUAGAGAUCUGUGUAAAGGAAAUAGUGCAAUGGGAGAAUUUUUCGACCAAAUAGAAACUUCAAAUAACUCGUUUAAAUAAUCGCCUGUUAUGUAUUAUCGUGUUCGACGGGUUUAAAUGUCGGUGUUUUUA